UUAUCUCAAAUUCCUAAAUACAAUUUAUACAUACCUACUAUAGGUACAGUCUUAUAAGAAGUGAGAGCCAAAAAUCCUGUAAUUAUGAUUACAACGAAGUUAAAUAUUAUUAUGGUGCUUAUACUGGUUGCUCAUAAUACGAAUCUACUAAACGCUGAUCAAGAUAAUAAAUUCGGGAUAAUCGGAGGAAAUAAAACAACAAUUGAAAAGCAUCCCUGGAUUGUUUCCAUCCAGUCGGAAGGAAGCCAUGAAUGUGGUGGAUCUAUAAUAAACGAGAACACUAUUAUAACUGCUGCGCAUUGUUUUGACACAGAAGAUGAGUUGCAGAUAGUUGCAGGUACUGCAGAUUUGACUCAAAAAGGCGAGGUUAUUAAAGUGGAGCGUUUGAUUAACCAUGAAAACUUCGAUUUUGAAACCAUGGACAACGAUAUUGCGAUUAUGAAGUUGUCGACAAACUUGACUUUUAAUGAGAAAGUUAAACCUAUAUCUCUUCCGGAAAAUAAACACAUAGCGGAUGGGACACCGGUGAUUGUAUCUGGUUGGGGAUCAAUAAUACCGGAUUCAGACAUCUCAUCGAAUGAUUUACUAGAGGUUGUGGUCUACAUUGUGAAUCCAGAAAUCUGCUAUAAAGAAAUGGGCAAUGAGACGACUAAUAACAUGAUUUGUGCAGGAGUCGAAAGGGGAGGUAAAGACAGCUGUCAGGGUGAUUCAGGAGGACCUCUUGAGCUAAAUAACACGUUAGUUGGUAUUGUAUCUUGGGGUUCUGGAUGUGCGGAGCCUAAAUCACCUGGAAUUUACACCAACGUAAUUAAUUAUAGAUCAUGGAUAGAAGAACAUAUUAACAUAUAAAGUACCCUUUUAAUACAUUCUUUGAAAUCUUUGAAAAAAAUUGUAAUAUUAUAACCAUGUAAUAUGUAAUACAUAUAUCAUAAAGA
Messenger RNA from Phyllotreta striolata, 935 nucleotides. NCBI's taxonomy places the organism in Eukaryota, Metazoa, Arthropoda, Insecta, Coleoptera, Chrysomelidae. The record is from the annotation of a GenBank genome assembly.